Leptomonas pyrrhocoris is the source of this 3219-nucleotide messenger RNA. RefSeq lists its product as hypothetical. Bases 1 to 3219 code for a protein of 1072 amino acids. Lineage: Eukaryota; Euglenozoa; Kinetoplastea; Trypanosomatida; Trypanosomatidae. The record is from RefSeq and is a predicted model, not a curated record. The transcript has a single exon.
AUGUCUCGAUGGAGCGAACUUUCAUUUGGAAGUGGUUGCGGCUUUCAAAAUCGCAUUUCUCCGCUGCCACUGCCGCUGCUGUCGAUGGCGAUGUCGCGGUGGUGGCAGCCGCGUGUUUCUGCCGUUCUCUUUCUUCCCUGCGCGUGCUGGCGUACUGCACGACGGCCGCAAGCUUCUCAUCAUCACCAGGUGAUACAACGCUUCCCUCUCCCAUCGGCGCGUCCUGCCGUGUGGGAUGCAGCGCAACAACGACGAGGCGUCCACGUGGGAGGUAGCGCGACCGUACUCCGAGGACGACGGUAUGCCGCCUGCCGCAAAGGAAUGUAUCUCACAGCUGCCCCAUCUGUGUUUCUCUAUACAACGCAGGCGCACUCUCAGAAGGAAGACGAUGAGGACGGUGUGCGCGUGACGGUGACCAGCACGACGCUGUUUGCCGAGCUGAGACGUCUGUUCCCAUGGAGUGCGCCGUACAACGCAUGGCGGCAGAACCGCACUUCCCAACCGUCCUCGACGGCAACAACAAGCGGAACAGAGUCAGAAACGCACAGAAGUGUCCUCAGCAGCGUCCACACAGGCGGCUACGACUGGCGCCGCCUCUUCCUGGUGCGGUGCACGCCGCCUUCUCCAGAGAACUGCCGCGGCGCAGCGCCCGCCCUUUCUUCUUUGCGUGCAGCUAGCGGUGCGGCGCAGCGCACACGUGAUUCAGCAACAGCCGAAGCGCGGUACGGCACACGCACGUACGAUAGCGAAUGCCUUUCUCGCCGUACCCCACAAUUCGACCUCACCGACGAAGGACGCGCCGUUCUACUGUGGAGGCGGUGUGCCGCGCCGAUGACGCCCUGUUCAGACGACGCCGGGGAGGGGGGAGGGUGGGGAACUUCAGGAGUGUUUUGCUGGCCAGAGCCCGCCACGUAUGUGCUCUACUACGCGCCGUUUACUCCUGCCGCUGCUGCGAACUCAUGUGAGGUCCCCGGUUCUUGUGGAAGAGCUCCUCGAGGUUCAAGCGGCGGAAAAAGAAAGCCGCGAAAGAGGAUUUCUUCAGCUGUGAAGGGCGACGGCGAUGACGAAGCAGUCGGCGUUGGCUUGUGCGGCGCCGAGAGGGCGGAGGUGCAGCGCGAGGAGUUGUAUUGUGUGGGACGCAUCCACGCCAUCCCAGGGCUGCCACAACUCCCACCGAUCACGCUGACCUCCUCGCCGCUGAUCCCCUCCACCGGACUCACCACCCCUUCGGCCGAACCACAGAACAACCGCCACUGUUCCAACGGGACUACAGGCGCGGUAACGCCUGUUGUUGACCCCGCGGUGCACGAGGCGGCCGGUUCUCCGUGUUUGACCGGCGCUGUCUGCUCACUGCACGAUUACCAGGCACGGCUCUGUGGUGCGGUGUGUGAUGCGCCGGUGGAAGACCGAAGCGGAGGCGGCGGCGCCGGAGUCAGCGACGAGGCGAGUGCGAGCACCGCCGCCACACGCACACCCACUCCCGCUACACCACAGACAGAAGGUACAGACCCGCUGCGCGAAUCGCCCGUCACGCGUGCGUCGCGGUCAACGCGCACGGCGCACGCGAGGACAUCCACGCCGACAUCCUCGCGUGUUCUCGCAUCAUCUACUCUGGGUGUGCAACCGCCCGCGUCUUCGCGAUUUCCGUUCCCAGUUUUCUUCCACAGCGAAGCCACACCGCGCAGCAACGGUGCGCAUUGCACGGGCGAUCGAUGGAGUAAAGAACCUCCGACGCAAAGCAGGUCCUCGUCGACUCGACUCGCGGACCCGGUGACGUCGACAGCACAUCCAAGGUCACGACGAGGUCGACGCAGCUCCUCUCCUCCGCGUCCUUCAGCACCCAUUGCGGAUACGGCUGCGAUCCCUCAGCCUUCCGUACCCCACAUGAUCCCUGCCCACAGCCCCUGCCAUCGCCACUGGAACUGCGUCCCCUCCUCCGACUUCCUCCGUGAGUUCCUUCUCUUCCACCCUCGCAAGGAGAGAAGAGCCGCCACGGCAGCCGCACCGAGAAGUGCAGAGGUUGACGGGGGAGACGGACAGGCCCGUCCGCCCUCUUUUGCAAAAGCUACGCGCUUCUACAGCGAGAAGGCUCCCGCGCUGUCCGCGGAGACACGCGUCCUUCGCGACGACGGCGUGGGCGUCUUACUUGUCCACGAGCAUGAAUGGAUCUUCUUCUCCCUGCUCCUCCACACCUGCUCUGCCGCCGCUGCUGCCGCCGGUAGUGGUCUUGUCACGGCCGCGUUUCACCCGCUGACGUGCGACCGUGACAGAAGCAACGAGGCGUCGGAGAGAGCUGCUGCUGCACGUCCAGACGACGCGGCCCGCAGUGAAAAUCUAUCGCACUACUACUGCUUUCUGAACCCGCCGUGUCGGCUGUCGACGGACGAGCUGGAAAGGAUCGUACGGGCAGGUCCCACCGCGGCGCUCUCGUGUGCUGCGGCGCGACCCGUGACGCCGCCGCGCACGUGGUUGGUGCACCUGAGCACCGAGGUAACGCUGCAGCGAACUGUCGAACGACUUUGGGCGGCAUCGGAUCUACGUGUCAGCGUGGCAGCGGGGGAGACACCGACGCGGGAGUUCGCUACGCGGCAUUCGCACAGCGCCUGUGACGCUGCAGGAGUGAUGGCUACGCUGGAUGACGAGGAUCGCGGUGGCUGUCUCGUGGCGGUGGUGCCUCCGCGCUGCACAGGUGCGAGCCGUGACAACGCUGCGCCAGGUGAUCGUGUUGAGGACGACGGCGCUGACGACAGCGAGGAGGGGGAGUGGGCGGCGGAGACGGACGAGGCCGAAGUCAGCGACGGCCAACUUCGCCAACGCACAUGCGUCAGCACGGCUCUGCAGAAAAAAGCUCUGCGUCGCGCGUGCGAGGUGGAGCUGCUGAGCCGCUACCUGCGACGGACCGCCGCCACGUCUCUGCCUCGCAACACGUGUCCGCCCCACCCGCAUCAGCGGGAGUGUUACACGCCAACGUCUUCGCUGUCCACCACUGACAGCAAGGAGACGCACAGCACGUGUGCGACACCGCCGGAUGUCGCGCCACGUCCGUCGCCCACGAUGAUCGUCUCUCCGUUUCCGCCGUCCACGGCUCUGCUGCGGAACCGAUCGUGGUUUUCGAAGCCGUUUGUACUGGCAGAGGAGGUAAAGUACGGGGUCGUGAUCAAGUACAAGCAGGCAGCGCUGGCGGUGCCGCGUGCGUGUGGCCCCCUGCGCGACCUGUGA